Molecule: messenger RNA, 2632 nt
Organism: Nezara viridula (southern green stink bug)
Lineage: Eukaryota; Metazoa; Arthropoda; Insecta; Hemiptera; Pentatomidae
Source: the annotation of a GenBank genome assembly
AUGGAUUCUAGCGCGAAAGGUGACCUGCUUGGCACCACCUUACCUGACCGCUCAUUCAGGUCACCCCGGCAGAAAUCAAGAGAUUCCUUUUUUUUAUGGCUGGUGGAAAAGAAUUCUUUAAAAAGCAGACAUUUAAUUGCAGGGCUAAUUAGAAGAGGGCUGGCAGAAGGGAGGACGGCCGGGAGGGGGGAGGGGGUAGGAGCAGUGGGGAGGUGGAGGGGCUGCCGCGGCUGGCAGUUUGUCCCUAGCAAGGCACGAGUCAGGAUGAUACGUCUCCUAGGCGGGUUGAAGGACUACCUCAAGUGGCAGCCGAUCGUCACGGACAAUGCCGUCUUCAGGCUCCACAACCUCUUCACCACCGCGCUGCUCCUUGCAUGUUCCUUAAUCGUAACCGCGACGCAGUAUGUCGGAAACCCCAUCCAGUGUAUCGUAUCGGGUCUGCCAGCCCAUCCGAUCAACACCUUCUGCUGGAUCACCAGCACCUUCACCAUGCCGGACGCCUUCAGGAGGACCGUCGGCGUCGAAGUCGCCCAUCCGGGUGUCGGCAAUGACUACGGCGACGAAGAUGCCAAGAAGUACUACACCUACUACCAGUGGGUCUGUUUCGUCCUGUUCUUCCAGGCCAUGUUAUGUUAUACCCCUAAAUGGAUGUGGGAUGCAUGGGAAGGAGGUCUCAUGAAGACAAUUGUGAUGGGGCUCAACAUCGGGAUAUGUCACGAGGAAGAGAAGUGCACCAAGAAGAAGGUCCUCAUAGACUAUCUCUUGCGGCAUGUCAAGAGACACAAUUCUUAUGCAGUGAGGUACUGGAUUUGCGAAGCACUUUGCUUGGUCAACAUCAUCGGCCAGCUCUACCUGAUGAACAGAUUCUUCGACGGAGAGUUCAUGUCUUACGGACUCCGGGUGAUGACCUUCUCCGAGCAGGCACAAGAGGACAGGAUCGAUCCCAUGGUCUAUGUCUUCCCGAGGGUGACCAAGUGCACCUUCCACAAGUUCGGACCUUCGGGUUCCCUCCAGAAACACGACUCCUUGUGCGUCCUUCCUUUGAACAUCGUCAACGAGAAGACAUACAUCUUCAUCUGGUUCUGGUUCAUCCUCCUCGCAACUCUCCUGACGUUGCUUAUCAUAUACAGAGCUAUCAUUCUCACCUGUCCGUCCGUUAGGCCGAGACUCCUCAGAGCUCGUAACAGGAUGGUACCUUUAGAAGUUGCCGAAGCGCUGUCGAGGAAGACGAGCGUCGGCGACUGGUGGAUACUCUACAUGCUCUGCAGGAACAUGGAUCCCCUGAUAUACAGGGACGUCGUCUCGGAACUUGCCAAGAAAAUAGAAUCGAGAAGCAACAGUCAGUAGGCGCUCGAUCUUGGACCGUGCAAGAAGCCAGCAAUAACAUUCAAAUUUUAUGGACAAGAUCUGUCGAUUGUUAAAUGCUGCUUAAGCUCAGUUGUUUGUUUUUUUUACAUUUAAUAUUAGAAUUUUAUAUCGAUUAUAUUCCAAUUAAGUUAGCAACCAACAAUACUUCCAGUUUGAUUCACGUCUUCCAUUACCGAAAAAUGACUGCUAUUUUCUAAACAUAACUUCAGAAAACUAUUUUUUAGUUUAACUUUUCUCGGAUCAAAAGACUGUUUAGGUUUUUAAGAGUUAGAUCAUUCCACAAUACAGCAUUCACUGAAAUGAUUAAAUUGAAAAAAUUAAAAUAGUAUAAUUGCUAAGUCAAUAAUACUAUAGUGAUCUGACAAUAUGCAGUAACUAAACAUAUCAAUAUUCAUAUCGAAUUCAGACUUAAGUACAUUUGAGUAGGUUAAUUAUAGAAAUGUAUUAACUGUUAUAUGACGAAUAUAUCUCUUAGUGACAGACAACUGGGCAGAAUAUAUAUAUAUAUAUAUUUAUGAUAUGCUCAUGAAAAAUAAUGUGAGCUAAUUGCUUCUGGCGAGCACAUUGAGCCCAAGACUGAAUCAGUGCCUUGAACGCUUCACUCUUGUAUUGACUGUGAUUGUAUUUUCCUAUAUUUAAGGUUAUGGUUGAUGAAGAUUGUUAAAUGUAUACAAUGAAUCUUUUCGAUUUAUGUUUAUUUAUGUAAUUUACUAUGUAAAUAGUCUUUCGUGUAUCUGUUGGUUAAACAAUUGAAUAAAUUAUUAGCCAGUAUUUAUGAGAUGUAAAUUUUGUAUAACCGUUGAGUUAAUACUGUGCAUGCAAUUUGAUUUGAAUUAAAUUUUAUUUAUUAUUUUUGCCUGUUUUUUUUUUAUUUUCUUUUAUUAUUAUUAUUAUAUUACAUUCUAUAUUUUUAAUGGCACCUAUUAGAGAACCUAUUUAAAAGACUGCUUUUGUAAAAAUGUUGACAAAAUUACUUGAAUCAUUCCAUAUGUAACAGUCAGUACAAAUAUUUUUGAAGGUGCCUUUUAAAAGUUGUUAUAUUUAAAUAAGUUAAUGUAGUCAUUAGUGUUAUGUAUUUUCUGCUCAAAAACAUAAUAUAUUUUUUAUAUUAUGCUUUAUUUUGAGAAUCAAACUAUUAUAUCUAUAUUUGGCAUCUACUUCAUUACGUUUAUACAUUUUUUUUUUUUGUAUUUCAUAUUAAAGAGUUUUGAAUAUGCGUUGUAUGAAUUGUAUUUAGGAAUUUAAAUAUAUUCUGAUUUAUUAU